AUGAAUCAGAAGCUCCGAAAAGGGAGUUGGAAUCUUCGGGCGGCCAAAGGUCAAGGAGGCCGGGAACCUACCAAGGACAAGGACAAGGACAAGGAAGGAGAUUCGACUCGCAAGAAGUGUUCUCAAUGCGAGAGUCGCACCCUGCACACUGCCUUGAAACUUGAGCACAACAAGACUGUUUGCCCCCUGGCAGGGCAUGCCGGCUCAUGCGCCAAGGUCGCGGCGGAACAAGUUGCCACUGCCGUCUUCUUAGCCAACAAAGAGCGCCUGGUUGGAGAUAUUAUCAAGGAAGUCUCAGACAACUGGCCCAAGAAAUCCCAAGCCGGGGGAGAAACCGGCAACCACCGGAGGUGCCACACAUGUGGUAUACUCUGGAGCUAUAUUCCGGAGGGGCCACUUGGCCUACACUGGGGACAAAUCCGAAGGGGCGGCCAAAAGGCCGUCUACUUUGGGGACAACCAUUCCGAAGGGACAGCCAAAAGGCCGUCUACUUUGGGGACAAUGCACACAUCACACAUCAAGCCAAAAGAAGCAGUCACUCAUCAUCCAAACUGCCACCUGCGAUCAACACCCACCACCACCACCCACACUUGUGAAAGCAAUAUCAAUUUAAUCUGUUAUAUCUGA
This is a messenger RNA of Cylindrotheca closterium, 627 nucleotides long. The record is from the annotation of a GenBank genome assembly. Lineage: Eukaryota; Bacillariophyta; Bacillariophyceae; Bacillariales; Bacillariaceae.